Messenger RNA from Diaporthe batatas, 1389 nucleotides. RefSeq lists its product as uncharacterized. The coding region runs from base 1 to 1389 and encodes 462 amino acids. The transcript has 5 exons. The record is from RefSeq and is a predicted model, not a curated record. Lineage: Eukaryota; Fungi; Ascomycota; Sordariomycetes; Diaporthales; Diaporthaceae.
AUGGCAACGGGCUCACGAGUCCAAGGGGACCGAUGGAUGAUCGAAACCCUGACACCGGUUGCUAUUCUUGUCACAGUAGUUGUCGGCGUGCGGGUCUCGCUGCGUCUCUCCCGACAUGCCGGCCUCUGGCUGGACGACUGGCUCAUCCUCGCAUCCGCUGUACUAGCCUGGGGGAUGUACGGCAUCUCGGUGCUUAUGGUUGAAAUAGGCGGCCUCGGGACGCCUUUCAAGGAGAACGUGGCCAUCGAACCGUCCAUGGCUUGGCUAGAGAACACGCGCAAGCUCCUCUACGCCAGCCAAAUGGUGUACUUCACAGUGAUCAUGACAGCAAAGUUCAGCAUCCUAUCGCUUUACUGGCGGCUCUUCCCUACUGUGUUUGUGAAGCGUGGAUGCAUUAUUCUAGCUAUUCUCACAGCCAUGUGGUGGAUCGCCGGUGUCCUGGUGGAUAUAUUCCAAUGUUCCCCUGUCAGCAAAGCCUUCGAUCCAGCCAUGACGCCCGAGGGGUGUGUCGACCAGGAUGCAUUUUGCAUGGGAAUGAUCAUACCAAAUAUCUUGAUGGAUAUGAUUAUUCUAUGUCUGCCUACAUUUGAAGUUUCCAAACUGCACCUCCCACGAAGCCAGAGACUCGCCCUAGGUGGCGUGUUCCUCCUCGGUGCGGCAGUCACCUCCGCGAGCGGGAUCAGGCUAUAUUAUCACCUGAAGCUAGUGAACGCAGGAGAGGGGAACUUUGACUUCACAUGUAAACAGCCCACUCCAACCAAGAUGACUGACUUCUUUUGUCUGCGAGCAAAAGUGGGACUCUUCCAGCCGCAACUAUGGCUAACGAUCGAGCCCGACAUGGCCAUCAUCUGCGCCUGUCUGCCCGUCCUGCGGCCACUGAUCACGAUGGUCCAGGCGUUGCCCUUCUACCAGUCCAUGGCGUCGCACCUACCUGUCGGCAGGAGCAGGUUAUUCAGCAAAAGUGUGGGGACUAGCAGCCGUGGCAGUAGCAGCGCUCGGCACAGCAAGCACGCUGCGCUCAAUACCAUCGGCGGGUCGACGGCGCCAGGCGGGCACACGAGGGGUCGGGGCGAGAGCCAUCCCGACCGGGAGAAACGCCGGGGCAGUGCAGGUGCCACCAACGCCAUGUCGUCAUUCGAGUCGCUGGAGUAUCUAGGGGCCGUCGAAGAUGUCGAGGCCGGCCGCCUCGUCCCGGAUGGUCGUCGAGGGUGGUCCUGGCUCAGCGACCCUAGUGUUGGGCAUCAGGCCGAGGUGAGCAGGAGCCAAAGCGUGGCGCUUGACGAGCUUCCGAUGGGUGCGAUAUCAGUGAGGACGGUUGUCGACUGCACUGAAACCACAGGCGAACUGCCACCAACUUCCUGUCCGUCGAGCCAGAUGAGAAACUUGUAA